Pieris napi is the source of this 2877-nucleotide messenger RNA. RefSeq lists its product as uncharacterized. Bases 133 to 1356 code for a protein of 407 amino acids. The transcript is spliced from 2 exons. Lineage: Eukaryota; Metazoa; Arthropoda; Insecta; Lepidoptera; Pieridae. The record is from RefSeq and is a predicted model, not a curated record.
CAAGUGUUGUGUAAUUUAAAGUAUGCUAUGCGUAUCGAGAUAGAGGCGUAAUCUCGAAAGAUAAAAUCACCAGAGUUUAGUGGUCGCAGGCUGAUAACGGAACUAUAGUUUACCUCGAACAUGUUAUAGAGUAUGUGUACUCGUAAAGUGUCCCGUGUUCACCAAGAGCUCUCCGCAAUAAUACAAAAUGUUGCCGAAGCCAAGAAAAUAACGGACAUUGAGUAUAAUGUUAUAUUCGGAUUUGAAGAUGUCGAUUCCUUUGCAUCUGGAUUUUAUAAAGUACAAAUCAGAGGAAAACUAAAUGGUUUUAAAGUUAAUCAGAGAAUAAUAAUAAAAUGGCAUCAUAGUGUUACAGAUCGAGCAUGUUUCAGAGAGGCCUACAAGAGGGAAUACAUAUUUUGCAAUAAAGUUACACCAGUUUUUUUGAAUAUUCAACGGACUCUUAUUUCCAAUGAGGGCUUAAAAUACAAAUUUCCCAACUGUAUACUGUCAUCAGUAGAGUAUAACAAAGAAGUGAUUGUGUUGCACAACAUCGAAGGGUAUAAACUUUUUGAUAGAUUCCAAACUAUUGAUUUUGAUCAUGUUUUGUUGGUCAUAAAAAAUUUAGCAAAAUUACACGCAUUUUCGUUCAUUACAUCUGAACUACGUCCAGAUAAAUUUGAGGAGUUUAAACAGCAAUUAAACAAAGACGUCCAAUAUUCAGAGAUACGGAAUAUACCGAAAUCGUUGAUUUAUUACUUUAAUGCGUCUCUCUCUGUUAUAUCGAAUGAAAAAUACAAGGAUAAAUUGAGGAAUAUUUCUCGGCGUAUUGCUUUCAUUCUUAAUAAAUACUCGGCUCCGGCCACAAAAUACAACGUGAUUUGCCAUGCGGAUUGUUGGCACAAUAACAUAUUUUUUAAAUAUCAGGGAAACAGACCAGUCGAUGCCAUCUUUGUCGACUACCAAUUAGUUCGCUUUGCAUCACCGGUUACAGAUAUCUCGUACUUUAUCUACAUGUGCACAGACUUCCAUUUUCUCUCAAACUACUACGACCAGCUCUUAGACAUUUAUCACGGGACCUGUUCAGCUGUAUUACGAGAAUGUAACAUCGACAUUGAAGAUGUCUAUCCUAGAGCAGUAUUUGAAGAACAAUUGAAGGAGCACUCUCAAUUUGGUUUAGUCGAAGCCUUGAUCUCUAUGAAAAUUAUAACAGCGGAAUCUGAGGAAGCGCAGAAAAUGACAGAAAUAAAACGUCAGGUCACUAAUGACGCCCAAAUAGAGGAAUACGAGAUACAAAACCAAGAUAUUUUUAUAAAUAGAGUGAAUGGAAUUGUGAAUUUCUUCUUUGAAAGAAAUUAUUCAUUGAAUGAUACCUAGUAUCCAUAAAUAAUUAUAAACUAAUUACUAAAAUUAGAAUUAUUAAAAUAUUUUACAUAAGAUGUUAUUUUUAAUAUCACUUACAAUAUUGCCUUGUUGUUGUCUAUGAAAACGAACAAUCAAAGAAUUUCUGGGACGGAAUAAAUUACUCAGUUAUUAAUUGUCGCCAUAAAGAUUUUCUCUUCGGGCAUAAUUGUCUUCGCGGAAAAUUGUAAUAUGGGUAUAGGUAGACAUUAUUUAAGAUUCUUUGUCGCUUUAGAAUUUCCAAGCUGUUACUCACUGGAAUUCUCUGAAAUUGUUUGGCUGGUAAUUGUAUUUUAUGUUUCCUAACUAAGAUAUUUUCUUGAAGAUUCUUAGAUGAGAAAUAUCGUAUAUUUUAAAAUGUUUUCUUAUUUAUUAUGUAUAUGAGCAUGAAAUUGUACUUAAGUUCUUGUACGAGUAACAAACACUUCAGCAUGGAAAAGCUGGCUUGGUCGGUAACUGAAAUAUACACAAAACCGAAGCUCUUCUAUAAACUAAAGCCUACCAAAGUACAUAUGUAUGACGGAACAUAAUUGCUUAUACCGUGCACUUGCCUUCUCAAGCCAUUAAUAGUGAAUUUUCCCGCACCCGUGUCAAUAAGGGCAUGCUACCGGCUAUGUACUAAAUAAACCAGGUACACAAACAAUACAAUGGUUCCGCCGAGAACAUUCGAUGUUAUUGAACAUCUUUAUUGUUGUCUUAGUUUCUUUUAACUUGAAACUGAAUGAUAUUGUUAUUGUAUUGUAUAGUUUUGCAGAAUAUUAAAUCAACCACACCUAAGUAGGUUUCCUAUUAUAUCAAGAAAGAAAUAUUCUUUAUUUCGUAAUCCUACAGCUUGCAUAAAUUAAUGUAACAAAAAACAAUAACUAACCUUAAAAUAAAAUGAUUAAAAUGUAUUAUGAAAAGCAGUCCCUUUAGGCAAGGUUCCGAAGAUACUGGCAGCAUCCCCCUAUGAAUAGCUGGACAAAUUUUUUGGACGACUUACCAUAACUAUUGAAUGAUGAAACUAUUUUUUUUUCUAACAAGAUAAAAGUCUUUAAAGGAUACGUAAGUUUUUACAAAUAAAAUCCCAACAAGGUGUCAGGUUCAUUGUAGUUUUAAAGUCACUUAACGGUCGAUGAAGGUUUCGUUACUUGAGCCAUGAAAUUAAAUGCGCACGAAACCCUUUAGCAGGGGAUAAACACGUAAUUUUAUUGUUCUUCUAAACCUGUGUCACGAUUUAACUAUUAGGCCAAUCGUAUAUUUGGCAAAAUAUUUUGAAUUAUUCAUUUAAUUGGCCCAACCAUACACAAUUAUUUUUUCACAGAUAAUUUUAACAUAACUAAAACUUCGAUUCAUAUAUUUUAUUCAGCUUCGCCUUUAACAAAUAAGAUCUAAACAAUAAGUGAACAAAGUUAGUCAGACACUGAACACCGCAAUACAUUUAAUGAUUAUAUAAACAAGACAUACUAUUUCUCUACUACUUAUGUUUUUUGGGAAGUUACAGCAGUAUUUUUUUAA